This is a messenger RNA of Sinocyclocheilus grahami, 2772 nucleotides long. Its product is annotated as complement C1q tumor necrosis factor-related protein 7-like. The record is from RefSeq and is a predicted model, not a curated record. Bases 26 to 1399 code for a protein of 457 amino acids. Gene Ontology annotation, molecular function: protein binding. NCBI's taxonomy places the organism in Eukaryota, Metazoa, Chordata, Actinopteri, Cypriniformes, Cyprinidae. The transcript is spliced from 5 exons.
UGAACUUGGACUGAGGAAGAGCAAGAUGCUGCUUCACUGGAACAUGGACAUGAGGGGUAUCGUGGGGGUGUUGGUGUAUUUGUCUUUCGGACAGUGUGCUUUACUUCCUGAACUCCGUGCAACAGAGUUUGGGUUAAUGCCCCCUGAGAACUUUACGCAAGGACAAACGGGAUUUGCGGAGCCUGAUUUAUCCUAUUGUCAGAUGCUUCUGGAAGCUCCGGUUCCACCCACAGCAGACCAGGUACCCUGGUUCUGCAUCUGCUCCACUUGCUCCGGAAACCGAGGCCAGAAAGGAGACAGAGGCGACCGCGGACUGCCAGGAGUUCCCGGUAGUCCAGGUCCAAGAGGCCUCACUGGGUUUCCCGGCCGUCCAGGAUUCACAGGACGUCCCGGCAUAAAGGGUGAGAAAGGUGACACUGGAGAUAAGGGUGACAUUGGUCAUCCUGGAGUUUCAGGGUCAACAGGAGACAGGGGAUUUAAAGGUGAGAAGGGUGACCGUGGUCUUGAUGGUCCUACGGGAGAACAGGGUCCAAAUGGAGAAGAUGGUCAGUGCCCGGAAACCUGUGAGCCCAUACCAGGGCCAGCAGGUGAGCCAGGUCUUCCCGGCCCUGCAGGUGCACGGGGUUUACCUGGGCUGAAUGGAGACCAUGGUCCCAAAGGGAUGAAGGGUGAUCCGGGUGUGGUGGGGGAGUCUGGCGUUCCAGGUGUACCUGGGGAGAAGGGUGACCAAGGUCCACAGGGCCUGUGCAAUUGUCAGGAUGGGGCUCCAGGAGCCCAGGGUCAAACAGGUGAAAAUGGUGAGAAGGGACACCAGGGUCCGACAGGGCUGACAGGUCAAACUGGAGCCACAGGACCUAAAGGUGAUCAGGGAGAGAUGGGAAUGACUGGUAUUCCCGGACCUUGUUCACCCACCGUGCAAUCUGCUUUCUCUGCUGCUUUACUCACUUCCAAUCCUACACCGAGCCGGCCAGUGCCUUUCAAACGUGUCAUCUACAACUUAAACCUGCACUACAACCCUGAUAACGGCGUCUACACCGCCCCGGUUAAUGGAACCUACGUGUUUAGCUACCAUCUGCAAGUGUCCACCCGUAUGCUAAAGGUCGGACUCUUCCACAACUUCGAGGCCACGGUGAGGACAACUACGUCUGUGGAAAUGAACACUGCCUCUCAGCAGGUGGUGAUGAGUCUGAACCAGGGUGACUGGGUGUGGGUACAGGUGAAAGACAUCACCAGUAACGGCAUGUUCACCGGCAGCGAGGCCAGCAGCACAUUCAGUGGGUUUUUGUUGUACCCAGACAGAUGUGAUGACAUGUUUGGAAGAGAUUUCAAUGGAAACGCUGCUAACAAUGGAACUGAUCCAGGGUUCCCUAGCUAUAAUCUUCCCUGGGAACAUCCGUAAAGACCUAUAUGUAUACCUUACCCACUUACCCUACACCUUAAACCCUUAACCAACCCCUAUAUUCUAAACCACCACCUACAGCCCAGACAAGGGGCAGCCAAUCACACUCGUGGAGGGCUACCAUCCUGCAGAUUUUAGCUCCAACCCUAUUCAAACAGCUAAUCAAGGUGCUCAGGAUUACGCCAAAGUAACAGGCAGGUGUGUUGAAGCAGGAUUAGAACUGAAGAAUGCAGGAAGGUAGCUCUCCAAAAGAAGGGUUGGAGACCAGACACUUAAUCUACACCCUGAAUUCAAAACCUAAAUUUGACCUAUUCCCUAGACUAAUACCCAACAUUCUAAACCGCUAACCAAAACUUUUAUCUACACUCUAGACUUACACCCAACAUUCUAUACCUAAACUCUACUCUAGGUCUACUCCCUAGACCUGCACCCUAAACUGUUAACCUACACCCAACAUUCUAAACCUUCACCCAAACUUUAAUCUACACCCUGGACCUACACCCAACAUUCUAAACCUAAUCUUUUAUCAACUCCCUGGACCUGCACCCUAAUUUGAACCUACACCCAACAUUCUAAACUUUUACCCAAACUUCUAACUACACCCUGCACCCCAAACUCUUAACCAACCUCUAAAAUGAUCCACCUCUCAACCUCAACCUCUAUUGUUUUAAUAAUAUCCCAGAUUACAUGUAGAUUCUAUUUUAAGACAACUUUAUGUAUGUUUGUAUGUAGAAGCAAACCUUUGGCUGAAAGCAGAGCCUUCUCUUCCUCAUGUUUGGAAUGAAUUAGUUCUUCAGGUGGAUAUGUGCGGUGUUUAUUUACAGUGCAUGUCCCAUAACUUUAUUAGUUGUAUUAUGACCCAACAAUACACACAGCGAGGUGGAUCAGUCGGGAGGUUGCUCCCUUGGCAGACAUGUUUUCAGCCGGAUGUUUGUUUGAAAAAUGAGCAGGAAUGCACCAAUCAGCUGUUAAAUCAUCCUUCCAGCUAUUCAGUGGACACACACUGUGAAUACGAGUGAAAAUGAGAAUGAGAACAGGAUAGGUGAGCAGAGAGAAGUAUUUGAGAGGUACAAGAAAGAGAGGUGUUGUCUUACACAAUUGAAGUGUUAAACACCUGUUUGAGAGAGAAAGAGAGUCUCUUUACUUUAGGCUUAUAUCUUUUGAGUAUGAAUUAUUCAGACACAAUAUUAUGUUGGGAAACCUCUCAUGGUGUUGCCUAUAUGGGUCCGGGGGGAAGAGGGGGCCCACCCCAAAGAAAUCCUGGAUUUUAGCUGUGACCAUGAAACAAUAUGAAACAACACAACAUGUUCAUGCUCAUGUUCUGUGUAUUGAUUACCUUUAUAUUGCCAAUAAAUUGUAAACUACUAAUCCGA